AUGAAUGAAGAAGAGCCACUACUGGGCAAUCCACCGCCCCGACGCGUCUCAAAAUAUGUGCGCGAAGAGAUCGAUACCAACCGCGGAGAUUUGCUUCUCCUCAUCUGUUACAUCAUCACUGGACUACUAGACAGUUCGGCUGUCUUCAUUUGGGGUAGUUUCGUAUCGAUGCAAACAGGCAACACUGUUUAUUUCGGGCUCGGUCUUGUCGGUUCGGACGACGAUCGAUGGAUCAAAUCUGGUGUUUCGAUUUGUGGAUUCUGCGUUGGAUCGCUUUGCUUUUCUGCAUUCCAUCGCUUCUUCACACCGCGACUUCGCUGGGUCAUCACAGUUUCGUUCUGCAUACAAGUACUUUGUAUCAUGGUGGCUGCUGCGAUUGUGACGGUUUAUCGUCCCACGCGUGAUGCGCCUUUGAGCUGGGUGAUCCUUGUGCCUGUUGCUCUGGUAGCGUUCCAGAGUAGUGGCCAGGCUGUCGCGAGUCGCGUGUUGAAGUACAAUGGGUUGACCAGUGUUGUUUUGACCAGUAUCUACUGCGAUCUAUUUUCACAUGAAGACUUUCUUUCUUUGAGGGUCUUUCGUAACGCCGAGGAGAUGCGUCGAUUGGGCGCUGUGCUAUGUUUGCUUCUUGGCGUUAUUUUUGGUGGACUCUGGGCACAUAGCUCGAUUGGAAUGAUGGGUGCACUCUGGAUGGCUGCCAUUAUGAAGGGAUGCAUCAUGUUGGCUUGGCUUGGAUGGAAGGGCAAGAAGGAAUGA
Penicillium odoratum is the source of this 753-nucleotide messenger RNA. RefSeq names its product YoaK family protein. The record is from RefSeq and is a predicted model, not a curated record. NCBI's taxonomy places the organism in Eukaryota, Fungi, Ascomycota, Eurotiomycetes, Eurotiales, Aspergillaceae. Bases 1 to 753 code for a protein of 250 amino acids. The transcript has a single exon.